AUGCAGGAGGAUAUUUUUCUUCUCUGUUAUUUUACACUUUCCCCCUUUUUCCCUAUUCCAGGGGAUGAGGCCUGGAGGAGCACUGGCUUGUAUGUCUCUCCAUGGAAACAGGCAACUGUCUGUGUGCCCUCCGCUGUGGUCGGGAAAGGCUGGCAGGUGCAGGUGGGCUGUCACACAGAUGAUCUGAGUCGUCUCAAUGAGCUAAAACGGGCGCCUGUGGUAACCUGUCGCUUCAGCAUCACGGCAGAGAGGGUGCCGGUGUCCAGCCUGUGGGGAGGCCUGCUCUACGUGAUCGUGCCCAGAGGCAGCCAGCUGGGCCAGGUGGAAAUCACUGUGGAGGAUGCUGUCAUGGCCCCCUUCUUCCGGCUCGGCGAGAGCAGUGUGUCGCAGUGGCGGUCCUCGGCGCGCCACUGUCCCGCUCCCUGGGCGGAGCUGGAGGCCGACAGCGUGAUCCUCACGGUCCCCUCGGACAGCGUGUGCAGCCUGGACGACCCCACCCCCUUGCUCUCGCUCUGGAACAGGAUCACCAAGGGCGUCGCCAAGCUGGCGGCCACAGCGCCGCGCUUUCCCCGACAGGAGCGCAUCGUCGCGGACGUGCAGAUCUCCGCGGGCUGGAUGCACUCUGGCUACCCCAUCAUGAUUCACCUGAAGUCUGUGAAGGAGAUUGCUGACCUGCAGCACAUGAAGGAGGCAGGCAUGUGGGGCCCCAUCCAUGAGAUGGGUCACAACCAGCAGAGAGAACUGUGGGACAUCCGGCCCCACACUACCGAGGCCACCUGCAAUCUGUGGUCAGUCUACAUCCACGAGGAGGUCCUGGGCAUUCCCAGACACAAGGCCCAUGAGGAGCUGAGACCUCACACCCGGAAGAACAGAAUCAAAGACUACGUCAGGAAGGGGGCCACGCUGGAACACUGGCAUGUGUGGACUGCUUUGGAAACCUACUUGCAGCUUCAGGAGGGCUUCGGCUGGAAGCCCUACAUGCAGCUGUUCUCCGACUACCAGGAAAUGUCCGGCACCGGACUGGACAACAAGGGGAAGAUGAACCUGUGGGCGGAGAGGUUUUCCCUGCAGGUGAAGAGGAACCUGGCGCCCUUCUUCCGGGCCUGGGGCUGGCCCAUCGAGGAGCCGCUGGCUGCCAAGCUGGCUGCUCUGCCCGCGUGGGAGGAGAACCCCAUGAGCAGCUACGCUUGAACUCCAGAAAGGGCUCAGAGGCCCUGCUGUGGUCUAACACAGCUGCGCGCGGGGACUGCCCUGCUACUCAGGUGACACGAGCUCAGGAUGAUUAAACCCGCAGAAUCAGGCAGGCUCCUCUUUCUUAUAAUCCAUCACAUUCUGUAUCACUUUGUGAACUAUUCCACUCAUGAAACAGAAGGCGCAUCGUCAUUAGAAAUCAAGAUGUAUUUGUUCAGGAUGAAUAAAACCUGAAAACCUGGGCUUUGUGUGAAUUCCCUUUCCCUGUCAUUGGACGUCUCUCGACAAGUCAAGUGACUCCCCUCCAAGGCUCUGUGUGAAGAUGAACAAGACUCUGCCGGAGGGUUUCCGGUAGACAUUGACUUUGCUCUCCGGUGCAGUCGCUCUCGGACUGCUGUCCACACCUGACCAGGCUGUGUAUUGUAAUGUCGCCGCUAAUAUGCAUUUAUACCUGCUUUCCUUGCACAGAGGCAAGGAAGCACAUGGGGAGGGAGAGAAUUCAUGUGGAGCUGGUUUCAGGAGAGCUGGCAUUUAAACGCGAUUGGGAUCUGGUGCCUGUAGUGCAAUGACAUGGCGGUGGGAUGGGUUAGGAGGAGAUCAAGUUAACACACAUAGAGAUUCCCCUUUCCGUUCCCUGACCCUUCUUAUGCUCACUCAUUUCCUAGGUGUUAUCAGCAAAUGGCUCUUUCUCCCUCUGAAUUAAAGGUGUUGUUGCCUGAAUCCCUGUCUUUAGCAAUGGGUAAUUCCAUAUUGGAUGGGUAUAUCAUUGGAAAAAAACAAACAAGCUGGCAAUUCCCAAAUUGAUUAAAUUAGUACUAUUAGCACAGCAGUGUGGUUGGUGGGCUUUCUAUGAUACCUCCACUCCCCUAGGUGGCAGGCUUUGAAUUUGUGUAACUCUAGCAUGUGCUCUGUUGUCUUGCAUUUCAAGAGCAACACUUCCUCCUGCCCACAGAGUUACCCGCUUGGCUUAUGUGCCACAACCUCAUCUAUGGGGACCUGAUAUUGUAUUGCAAAUAAGGUUAAAGAUAGAGUUUAAAAUUGUUCAUAAGUUUUAUCCAGUUAAAACAGCACUUUCUAAAUUUAAGCAUGAGCAGGACGAUUUGUGUCUUUUUUGUGUGACGUUGUUUUGGACGGGCUUGCAGAGUUUUUUUUGUAGGCAUUUAAAGGUGUUUUUUUAGAUUUAAGGAUUUUGAUAUUUUGUGGUAUUCAGAAAAUUUGGGGGAAAAAGCAAUUAUUUGUAGCAAAUUAGUCAUUCUGGGUAAAGUUGUUGGUGAUGGAGGGGAGUCCCCAUUACCUGUAAAGCACUUUGAGUGGAGUGUCCAGAAAAGCGCUGUAUAAGUG
Molecule: messenger RNA, 2532 nt
Organism: Lepisosteus oculatus (spotted gar)
Lineage: Eukaryota; Metazoa; Chordata; Actinopteri; Semionotiformes; Lepisosteidae
Source: RefSeq, a predicted model, not a curated record